This is a messenger RNA of Baudoinia panamericana UAMH 10762, 2016 nucleotides long. RefSeq lists its product as uncharacterized. Gene Ontology annotation, molecular function: DNA-binding transcription factor activity. NCBI's taxonomy places the organism in Eukaryota, Fungi, Ascomycota, Dothideomycetes, Mycosphaerellales, Teratosphaeriaceae. The coding region runs from base 280 to 1689 and encodes 469 amino acids. The record is from RefSeq and is a predicted model, not a curated record. The transcript has a single exon.
UGUGCUUCUGACUCUUGUAUCGACUGGCAUCUCAACGUUGCUGUCGCUGCGGUGCGCAACUGCGCCCUUCACACGUGUUGUCCUUGAGAGAUUGUUCGUCGUUGACACUGCUGCGCCCAGCUCGUCGUCUCUCCCAAUCAGUGUCAACGCGAUAUAUCUUACGCUGACAGUCAAGGAAGUGUCGAACUCUCUUCAACGCGUUCACUGUCGGGUUGAUCAAGCAGUCUGCACGGUAUCUUUGUUGCAUUGACAAGGGACAUUCAACGAUCGCGUUGAGAGAUGGCUUCUACGCAUCAAGCAGCGUUCAAUCAUCAUGCAUGUUCGUCCACCGAUCUUCCAACGGAGACGGUUUGGAACCCUGAGUUCUCGGCGUACCAACAACCAUGGAGUAUCCUCGAUACCUGGACAUCUCCCGUCCAACCUAUGCAGCGAUACCUCCAAGAGCGCGAUCGACCGUUCUUCAUGUCCAACAAGUUCGAGGAGGAUCCAACCAUGCAGCCCUUUCCCGACGUACCGGUCUACGGACUCCGGUACGUCGACUCGGAGGGAUCGUUGCAAUCACUCCCAUGCCGCUAUCCGUCGCCUAGUGAGAGUGGGAUCUCGAUGUCGCAUCCAAGCAGUGUCCUCAGCGACCGCGAAAUGACGCCCAAUCGUUCACCACAUGUAAAGGCGGCUGUAGAUCAGCCGCAAGCGAUGUACACUAACAUGAGCUUCCUUGCCAGCGGCGGAUACUCUACAUACGAGCGUUGUGAUGUUUUCAAUGAUGGACACUGCGUGGCUCUACAUGAUGUCCAGCAGUAUGCCGACGCGCAACCGGAGAGUGUUCACUAUGACGACGAGCAUCUAGCAUAUGGACACUACGCGCAGGAAGGUUAUCACCCAAUGCAUGACGACGUACAUACCGAAGUGUCUUGCUCACCAAGCCAGCUGUGCAAUCCAGGCGCAUCGGACGGCAACGUUGUUGCCUCGAGCGAGGCGGCACCGGUCAUCCGCCGCCGUCGCGCCAGCUCAACACGCGCAAUAACAUCUCCAUACUUGGCUUCGAAGGUGGUCAAGCGUCCGUCCCCCGGCAAACGCACCUCCUCGCACGACGAGUCGAACACCAAUUCAGACGCGACCUUGUCAACCGUGCGGCCUUUCCCGUGCGCAUUCGCGCAGUACGGCUGCACCUCAAGCUUCGGAUCGAAGAACGAGUGGAAGAGGCACGUCGCAACGCAGCACAUGCGCCUGGGCUACUGGCGCUGCGAUCAAUGCCCCAACAGCGAACGCAAGCCCAACGACUUCAACCGUAAAGAUCUGUUCAUCCAGCACGUCAGGCGAAUGCAUCCUGUCCCGCGCGAUGACAAGAAGAGUCCAACGAAAGUAAAGACACAGGCGGCAUCUGGACGAGGCGGGAAGGUUGACGCAGAGGAAGAGGCUCUGGGUGAAAUUUCAAGAAGGUGUUACAAGCUACUGCGAUCAGCGCCACAACGAAGUGGCUGUCUGUUCGCGAAGUGCGCCGUCUCUUUCGACGGGUCGGGAUCGUGGGACGAGCGGAUGGAACACAUCGGACGGCACAUGGAGACAGCGAAGAAGGUCGAGGGGGACAUUGUGCAUCCCACAGCCUGGCGUCUUGACGAGGUGACCGAGGCGUGGCUGCUCAGCGAACAGAUCAUCGCGAUGCAAAAGGGGCGCCUAGUCCUGGCAUGAGAGUGACGGUGGACCUGCUGGACCUCUACGAGCUUUCUCCUUUCUGAUUAGGACACAAGGCUGAUCAACGAUACGGUUCCCUAUGCUUGGAUGGGCGGAAAAUGGAUGAUACAACCUACACUGUCGCUAAUGUAAUGGCACGAUGACACGGCAAUGAUACCCCUGAUAUUUAUUUCUACACCAGUCAGCUAGCGGCUAGGUAUUGGCAAUGUCCACAACAUGCGCGUCUGUAGCGACAACACCACGAGUGCGCCAAGCGCAAGUGCAUUUCAGCUUCAGGUCUCGACCUUUCUGAUGACUGGAAGCUGUUCCAAUUCGUCCUUGAUU